AUGUCGCCAGCUCUAUCUCAGCAGCGGGCCGCGCCUGCUGUGGCUUGUGCAGCCCGGCUGGGCGGCAGGGCCGGCAGCAGCAGCAGCAUCGCCAGCAGCAGGCGGCCAGGCAGCAGAGCGGCACCCCGCCGGCAGACGCUGCAAGGCCGGCAAGCGGCGCUGGAGGUGGCGUGCAGCUUGAACAACAGUGCAGGCACCGCAGUGCCCAAGCCGCUGAAGCUUGAUGAGCGGGACACGCUGCGCCUGGCUCUGCCCAGCAAGGGGCGCAUGGCUGAGGAUACGCUGCAGCUGCUCAAGGACUGCCAGCUCAGCGUGGUCAAGCCCAACCCGCGGCAGUAUGUGGCCCGGAUAUCGCAGCUGCCCGAUCUGGAGGUCUGGUUCCAGCGAGCCACAGAUGUGGUGCGCAAGCUGAUCACGGGAGAUGUGGACCUGGGCAUUGUGGGGCUCGACAUGCUGGCCGAGAUUGGCAACGACGACCCGGACGUCGUGGUGCUGCACGAUGCUCUCGACUUUGGGCAGUGCCACCUGGCGCUGGGCGUGCCCACCGGCGGCCGCUUUGCCGCCAUCAACUCGCUGGAGGAGCUGCGCUCCAUGCCCUGGAGCGAGCAGGCGCCGCUCAGGGUGGUCACCGGCUACCAGAACAUCGCCCGCAAGUACUUUGCCGAGAAGGGCUUUGAGAACGUGGUGCUGCUCAGCGCCGACGGUGCGCUGGAGGCGGCCCCUGCCAUGGGCUCAGCAGACAUCAUCCUGGACCUGGUCAGCACGGGGGUGACCCUGCGGGAGAACAACCUGAAGCAGAUUGCCGGUGGCACCAUCAUGCACAGCCAGGGCGCGCUGGUGGCCAACCGCCGCGCGCUGCUGGAGCGGCCGGGCCUGCUGGAGAUCUGCCACGAGCUGCUUGAGCGGCUGGAGGCGCACCUCACCGCCAACGCCUACUACUCUGUCAUCGCCAACAUGCGGGGCGGCUCCGCGGCCGAGGUCUCCCUGCGCCUGCUGCAGAACGCGGAGCUGGCGGGGCUGUCGGGCCCCACCGUCAGCCGUGUGUACACGCUGGGCGCCGACGGCAAGGCGGAGCCGCACCUGUAUGCCGCAACCAUCUGCGUGCCCAAGAAGCGGCUCUACCCGGCGAUUGGCGGCAGCGGCGUGCUGGUGCAGCCCAUGACCUACAUCUUUGAUGAGGAGCCGCCCCGCUGGCGCCACCUCCUCGACACCCUGGGCGUCUCCGCCGACAGCUUGGACCUGUCCUGA
Messenger RNA from Chlorella variabilis, 1248 nucleotides. RefSeq lists its product as hypothetical. The transcript is spliced from 9 exons. Gene Ontology annotation, molecular function: ATP phosphoribosyltransferase activity. NCBI's taxonomy places the organism in Eukaryota, Viridiplantae, Chlorophyta, Trebouxiophyceae, Chlorellales, Chlorellaceae. Gene Ontology annotation, cellular component: cytoplasm. The coding region runs from base 1 to 1248 and encodes 415 amino acids. The record is from RefSeq and is a predicted model, not a curated record. Gene Ontology annotation, biological process: L-histidine biosynthetic process.